AUGGCCUCUCACGCCGGCCCUACCACGAAGGAGAGGAAAUAUGAUCGCCAGCUGCGGCUCUGGGCUGCCAGCGGCCAGCAAGCCCUAGAGUCUUCUCGAGUGCUUCUCAUAAACUCAGAUGGCCCCGUGGAUAGUGAUGGCUCGGAGUUGACAGGCGUUGUGGGCGUUGAGACCCUGAAGAAUCUCGUUCUACCGGGGAUAGGUGGCUUUACGAUUGUUGAUCCUGCAACUGUCUCUGAACUUGAUCUAGGGGUGAACUUCCUCCUAUCUGAGGACAGCCUGGGUAAAUCCAGGGCUGAGGAGACAUGUAAAUAUCUUCGGGAGCUGAAUGAAGAUGUUGAUGGGUGGGCCUAUAAAAUGCCCAUUUUAGAUGCCCUUAAAGAUCAGAGCUUUCUGCCACAACACCAGCUUGUCAUAGUUUCCGGGCCAAUACGGCAGUCUACCCUUCGAGCCAUAUCACAAGCCUCAAGGCGGCUAGAUAUACCUCUAAUGUACACACACUCGGUAGGGUUCUAUGCAUCUUUUUCGCUGCAGCUGCCGUCUGUUUUCCCUAUAGUCGAGACACACCCGGAUGCUAGUUCCACCGAAGAUCUUCGUUUAACAAAUCCUUGGCCAGAACUUGCAGCCGCUGCGGGCAAAGCAGAAAAUCUAGAUGGUAUGGACGAUCACCAGCAUGGGCAUGUGCCUUAUUUGAUACUUUUGCUACAUUUUCUUGAGCAGUGGAAGGCCAACCAUAGUGGCCAGUACCCUCAGAACUACCAGGAAAAAUCCGAGUUCAGAGACAUGGUUAGGUCCAAGGCUAGAACUAAUAAUCCGGAAGGAGGGGAAGAAAACUUCGACGAGGCUGUGGCGGCCGUUUUGAAGAGCAUAGGUCCUUACUCCUUGAGUAGCGACUUGCGCAAUGCCUUUGGGAUGGAAGAGUGUUCGCAAUUAACAACCAGCUCGUCCAAUUUCUGGAUAAUAACAGCAUCAGUCAAAAGGUUUUAUGAAACACAUUCUGUGCUUCCCUUGUCUGGGUCACUUCCAGACAUGAAGGCUCAGUCAUCGGAUUAUAUCUGGCUACAAAACAUAUACAAAUCAAAAGCACGACAGGAUGCUGCCGAAGUGCUUGCCACUGUUCGGAAUCUUGAAUGCAAGCUACGUGCUGGCUUGGAGAGAGUGCCAAUAUCAGAAAAGGAGGUUGAGAUUUUCUGCAAGAACGCUGCUCAUAUAAAAGUGAUUAAGGGCCGCGACAUUCCAUUAUUACCCCUAGAUCAGUCAGACGAAAAUUCGCAGCGAAUAGUGAAGGCUAUUAAGAGUAGUCUGGAGAUUCCCGACUCCCUUAUUCCCAUUUUCAUCGCUCUCAGUACUCUUGACAGCCUAGUGGCGGAAUUUAAAGAGACGGGCUGUUUAAACAAGGCAGAGGGACCGUCGUACCUCGAUGAAACAGAAAAUUGGACGGCAAUACUCUCGAAACACCUAGCUGGCCUAGGCCUGGGUGAAAACGGCAUGGACGAAAGUGAAAGCGAUAUUAAGUCCCAGAUAGAAUCAGCCGUAGCGGAAGUACGGCGAGCGGGGAUUGGAGAACUGCAUAAUAUCUCAGCUAUGGCAGGUGGCUGUAUAGCCCAGGAGGCACUCAAAGUGCUCACCAGGCAAUACGUGCCUCUUGACAAUACCUUUAUCUUAGACGGAGUAAGGUCUCGGGGUGAGAUGUUUAGGAUAUGA
Nannizzia gypsea CBS 118893 is the source of this 1704-nucleotide messenger RNA. RefSeq names its product NEDD8-activating enzyme E1 regulatory subunit. The coding region runs from base 1 to 1704 and encodes 567 amino acids. The record is from RefSeq and is a predicted model, not a curated record. Gene Ontology annotation, molecular function: NEDD8 activating enzyme activity. Gene Ontology annotation, biological process: protein neddylation. Gene Ontology annotation, cellular component: cytoplasm. The transcript has 2 exons. Lineage: Eukaryota; Fungi; Ascomycota; Eurotiomycetes; Onygenales; Arthrodermataceae.